AUGUUCCUGGCUCUUCAAGCAAAGCCUGCCAAGGGGCUGGAGCCGGCGGAGGAGUUGGCGCCCGCCACAUCGCCUCAGCGUGACGAUGCCGGUUUCAAGGAGGACUCCAACAGCAUGGGUCAGUUGCUGACUGGUGCUCCGGCCCAUGGUCAGGCUGACUCGUUGCCCUCCUUGCCUGCUUCGUCCGAGGACGCCGGCAUCGUGGGCAGGUUUUUUGCGCACCUGGCAGCUGCGCUCCGGGUACGAAGCCCCAACGAGGUCGGCAGCGUGUGGAAAGGCUACUUGGAGUGCGCCCUGGAUGGAAACAACCCUUGGAAGGAGCUUGGAAACACACUACAGCUCGGGCCCAUUGGCAUAGCCAGGACGGCGGUCGUCGGCUCAGCAAGAGCCUCCCUGCGCGUCACGAAGCGCGCGCUGGGUUUUCAAAGCUGUCUCAACUUCGAAGCUAUGAACGAGCAGUACUGCCGCCAGGCCGAGAAGUUGGAAGCACUGAGACAUACUGCCGUGGGCUGCGCUCGAGAACAGGUCAGCGCUCUAGAGCUGGAGACACUCUCAGACCCAGAAGCUUUCCUCCGAUUCCUGGCGCAUGAUCCUGUCCGAGCAUUGCGGGCUACACCUGCGAUCUUGAAGGUUUACCAGAACACUGCUGGCCCAGCACAAAAAGUGCUGCUGUUCGCAAAGCUGAUGGGUUUGUCUGCCAUGGCCGGCGGCCUUCUCAGCGGUGACCCACAAGUGUGCGAGGCCUUUGAGGGCUCCUGGCCACCUCAGAACGCCUGGCAAAACUUCCUCUCCUUCUCCGAGAAGCUGGACGUGGACAGCCUGCCAUUGAACGAUGGAGGCGACGAGGUGUCACAAAGUCGGUCCGGAGAAGUCCAGGCAAGAGAGCACGCCUUGGCGCUGCUAACGCUGCAGCGACUCCACCUGGCAAGAGUGCAAUUGUUGGUCACCGCCGGUGCACCCGACACGGGGAAGACCACACUCUUUCGCGAGGUGUUCGGGCUCUCGCACCUGAAGGCUGGGCUCUCGGAGGACGCGCGGACAGAUGAAGUGCUCUGCAACCUGCAUCCCGCAGCGGAUCUGCGUUUCAGGCCUGUGUACCUUGUUGACACGCCGGGGUUCGGCGACGGUGCUCAGCUCCACCGAAACGACAUGUGCCGCCUGCUGCUCCACGUAGCCCGCGCUCUCGCCAGCAAUUUGCAGCUGCUCUGGGUGCUCCGAGCGGGCCGCCAUGCACGGGAUGAGGCUCAGCAAUUCGUACUGUCGCUUCUGCAAGCCACAUCGCGGCCCCCGCUGGUGCUGGUGACUCAUGUGGACAAGCUUUUCGAGGAGCGGUACCGCGAAGUCGGACCCCAAUGGCGCGACGGCCUCUUGCAGGGCGUGCCGCCCAAAGACCCACGUUGGCGGAGUCAGCGCCGGGUGCUAAUGCAGGAGCUCCGUGAUGAAAUCUCCGCAACGAUCCGAAGCAGUUUGCACCUGCAGGAGGCGGAGGACGUGGAAGUGCUGUUCACUUGUCAGGGUGGCUGGAUGGCGCGGUCCGACGAAGUGGAGGAGGACGAAUUUGCCGAAACUCCUCCGUGGCCCUGGGCUCGAACUGAGUUGACGGAGUUCUAUGGCAUCUUAGACCGGCGAGAGCUCCGCCAGCUCCUGGACACCCGAUUGGGCAUCUCGCCUCGGGCAGAUGCUGUCUGA
Molecule: messenger RNA, 1689 nt
Organism: Symbiodinium natans
Lineage: Eukaryota; Dinophyceae; Suessiales; Symbiodiniaceae
Source: the annotation of a GenBank genome assembly